AUGUCGGGUACCGCCAACCGCGUCAAGGAAAGCGCCCGGUCCGCCGCGACCAAGGUCGAAGAGGCUGCAACGGAAGCAGUCAACAAUCCUGUUAAGGCCAAGAAUGAUUUCCUCCAUACUCCGGUAAUGCGAGGUGCCCUGCCCUUCAUCAAUGGUGGCUUGGCAGGCAUGUUUGCAACCGCUUGUAUACAGCCUGUCGACAUGGUCAAGGUGCGACUUCAACUGGCUGGCGAGGGUGCAAAAGGCGGCCCGAAACCCACCGUUAUGGGCGUGACAAGGGAAGUCAUCGCCUCGGGCAGAGUCUUGGACCUGUACACUGGUCUAUCUGCAGGUCUACUAAGACAAGCUGUUUACACCACCGCCAGGCUGGGUUUCUUCGACACAUUCCAGAACAUGCUGCAGGCACGCGCCGAUGAGAAGGGUACCAAAGUGACUUUCGUCGAGCGAGGUGCGGCUGGUCUGACUGCUGGUGGUCUCGCAGCCAUGGUUGGCAACCCCGCUGAUCUGGCAUUGAUCCGAAUGCAAUCCGAUGGUCUCAAGCCCAAAGAUCAACGAGCCAACUAUCGGUCCGUCUUCGACGCGCUCGGCCGCAUUGCGAAAGGAGAAGGUGUCACGGCAUGGUGGGCUGGCGCCUAUCCCACCGUCAUUCGAGCGAUGGCUCUCAACUUUGGCCAACUCACGUUUUUCGCCGAGUCCAAAACACAGCUGAAGGAGCGGUUUCCCCACUUGUCAGAGGGCACCAACCGGUUCGGAGCUUCGGCCAUUGCCGGAUUUUUCGCCUCGUUCUUUAGCUUACCAUUCGACUUUAUUAAGACGCGUCUGCAAAAGCAGUCAAAAGGACCCGAUGGCAAACUCCCUUACGCAGGCUUCCUCGAUUGUGCUAGGAAGGUGAUCGCGAAUGAGGGUCCACUGCGCUUCUACCGCGGCUUCGGUACCUACUAUAUUAGAAUUGCUCCCCAUGCGAUGAUCACUCUCAUCGUUGCCGACUACCUGAAGCUCAUCACCAAUUAA
Molecule: messenger RNA, 1011 nt
Organism: Cyphellophora europaea CBS 101466
Lineage: Eukaryota; Fungi; Ascomycota; Eurotiomycetes; Chaetothyriales; Cyphellophoraceae
Exons: 3
Coding region: 1-1011 (336 amino acids)
Biological process (GO): transmembrane transport
Molecular function (GO): oxoglutarate:malate antiporter activity
Source: RefSeq, a predicted model, not a curated record